ACUCAAGAUGGGUCAUAAACCUUUCCUAUCACUCUUCGCAUUCGUGCUUUCACUAUCUAAGGGUCUUUGCGACACUUAUCAACAUAACCUCUUCGAACUUUGUGACGGCAUACGCGUACAUAGUACACAGUCUCCAGGUGCCUUCUCUGGGUCUGUUAUCCUAGGUGCAAACUGCCAUCUAUGGCCCAAUUCAUCACGUGUAGCAUACUCGUACCUCGAUUUAGCGCCUUGCCUCUGGAACCACGGAGGACGCUUAGCUAUAUCAGACUCCAUAGACGAAUGUGGUGGCUAUUUCGUGAAUUCUUGCGAAAAUUGUUUCCUUGAUCCGAAGCACAAUACGUUAUCUUGCGAAUGUACAUCGCCCUCAGGGAAAAAGAUGUCAAGCGUAUUGCUAAGCGACUUUCUGGAUGCUUCAGCUGGACAUCUAACUUGCUCUAAUGGAGCCUGGAUUGGUGCUCGUGGUCCCAAUAUAAAGGCCUGUACAAACACGACUAUGACCUUUAAUCACAGGCGGAGUCUGUUUGGGAAACUAAGCACACUAUAAGAUUAUGCUAUGGAAUUACUGAUAUACU
Messenger RNA from Microdochium trichocladiopsis, 572 nucleotides. RefSeq lists its product as uncharacterized. The record is from RefSeq and is a predicted model, not a curated record. The transcript is spliced from 3 exons. The coding region runs from base 8 to 544 and encodes 178 amino acids. NCBI's taxonomy places the organism in Eukaryota, Fungi, Ascomycota, Sordariomycetes, Xylariales, Microdochiaceae.